CGACCAACCAACCUGCCUUGAAGCGGCAUUUCACUCCAUAAAAGCUGUUUGAGUGGCAAUGGCGCAGCCCAAGGUGAGCGAGACGCUUCUGGACGGACAGAAGCCCUUUGCUGAAUGCGAGUUCGGCCUGGAUCGCCGCCUCACCAAGGCGGUGGCGAAGAUGCGCUUUGUGCAUGCCACGCUGGUGCAAGUGCACUGCAUCCCGCUGGCUCUGCAGGGCAAGGACUUGCUGGUUCGCGCUCGCACGGGCUCCGGUAAAACGGCGGCAUUUGCGUUGCCAUUGCUACACAAGAUUCUGCAGCACAAGCAAGACGCACCCGCCAGUGAACCGGCCGUGCGCGCACUGGUGCUAGUGCCCACCAAGGAGUUGGUGGAACAGACGCGCCGCCACAUGAUGGACCUCAUGUACUACUGCCAGGAUACAGUGAGUCUACUGGCACUAGGCGGUCAGAGCAUGAACGCGCAGCAAGCAUUGUUGCGUGACGCACCCGAUGUGCUGGUUGCUACGCCUGGCCGCCUCGUGGCUCAUCUAGAGGCUGGUAACCUCACGCUCAAGGACUCAGUGCAGACCGUCGUCAUUGAUGAAGCAGACCUGGUACUGUCUUUCGGAUACGGUGAGGACAUCCGCACCAUUUUCAACGCGCUGCCCAAGGCGUGUCAGACGUUCUGCAUGUCUGCCACGCUCAGUCCUGAGCUGGAGAAACUUAAGCGCUCCGUACUGCACAACCCCGCUGUCGUCAAGCUCGAGGAGGGAGCGACGGACGGGAAACUUCAACAGUUCUACUUGCCGGUCAAGGCUGCCGAUAAAGAUCUGCUGUUGUACGCUUUGCUGCGACUUGGCGUCGUGAGCGGCAAGGUCAUCUUUUUCGUCAACUCGACAGAUGCGGCCUACCGACUCAAGCUUUUCUUUGAGCAGUUCGUGAUCAAGAGCGCGGUACUGAACGCGAAGCUGCCACACAACUCACGCCAGCACAUUAUCGAGGAGUUCAACCGCGGUCUCUUCGACUAUCUGAUCGCUACGGACGACAGCGUGGAUCGCGACGAAGUUGGCGAUGAAGAUGAAGACGACGAGGAAGAGGAGCAAGAAGAGGAUGGUGAAGAGGAUGAAGCUGUAAGCGACGUAGAAGAAGAAGAAGACGUUGAGAAGUCGGAUGCUGAAUCUGAAGGUGACGAGGCCGACAGUGACAAGGAAGAGGAUGAUGACAGUGAGAAGGAGGACGAUGAAGCCAUGGACAGUGACAAGGAGACUUCUGAUAGUGAAGAGGACAGUGACAACGAUGAACAGCAGGAAAAGAAGACGGUUGGCGCGAAGCGUGGACGUGCUGACGACGAGAACUACGGUGUAUCGCGAGGUGUUGACUUCCGUGGUGUGCAGUUUGUUAUUAACGUGGACUUCCCGAAAAGUGUGCGUGCUUACACCCACCGCAUCGGACGUACUGCGCGUGGUGGUGCCUCUGGUACAGCCCUGUCGCUCGUGUGCAAGGAAGAUGCCAAGGAGGAGCGUGCGCUGAAGCGUGUGCAGGCUAAGCAGCAGGCUGUCCGCUCCGAGACAAAUGACGUUAUUGCUCAGCCUGCUGAGCUAGCCUUCGACCUCAAGGAAAUCGAUUGCUUCCGUUACCGUGUGGAAGACGUUCGUCGUGCUGUCACGCGCGUCGCUGUGCGCGAGGCUCAGUUGGCUGAUGUUAAGAAGGAGAUGCUCAACUCCGAGCGUCUGGCAGCACAUUUCCAGGCGAACCCGCGUGAUCUCAACAUGCUAGAGCAUGACAAGGUGGUGGGCUCUGCACCAGUACAGCCCCAUCUCGCGACGAUCCCGGACUACCUUGUGCCUGUCGAGCUGCAGCCACCGGCACCAGCACGCACCAAGAAGAAACACAACAAGCGCCAGCGUCUCGCCGACGGCAAGCGGCGUACGGACAAUGAUCCAUUGCACACGUUCGUAGCUCCUGACGCUGAAGACAAGAAACAGACUGUGGAGGACCGUAUCAGCUAUGGCAACAGCGGUGUGGGUAAGAGUACUGCUGGUCGUCAGAAAUGGAAGCAGCAGCACCGCAAGGGCCAUUUCAACCCCAAGACUAUCGCCAAGAAGAAGUACAAGAUGAGCAAGGGUGCCACUCAUUAACAAGCUGGAACUUUGGUGCUUCGGUACCAGGUAUCGGAGCGUUUGUUCCUGCUUUGCUUGCCAAAUAGAUACACAUUUUUUGCUUCACUUAUGAUGUCUGCG
Molecule: messenger RNA, 2221 nt
Organism: Phytophthora nicotianae INRA-310
Lineage: Eukaryota; Oomycota; Peronosporomycetes; Peronosporales; Peronosporaceae
Exons: 1
Coding region: 59-2119 (686 amino acids)
Cellular component (GO): nucleolus
Molecular function (GO): ATP binding; nucleic acid binding
Source: RefSeq, a predicted model, not a curated record